Molecule: messenger RNA, 1711 nt
Organism: Trichomycterus rosablanca
Lineage: Eukaryota; Metazoa; Chordata; Actinopteri; Siluriformes; Trichomycteridae
Gene: alp3
Product: alkaline phosphatase 3
Exons: 11
Coding region: 1-1575 (524 amino acids)
Biological process (GO): dephosphorylation
Cellular component (GO): plasma membrane
Molecular function (GO): alkaline phosphatase activity
Source: RefSeq, a predicted model, not a curated record
AUGGACGGGUUGAAGGUUCUGGUGUUUUCUUUAUUCCUGACCGCAGUGUGUGUAUCCGGUGCGCCCGUUGAAGAGGAGAACCCAGAUUUUUGGAGAUCUCAGGCUCAGGAGACGCUAAGAUCGGCUCUCGGCAGGAAACUCAACAACAAUGUGGCUAAAAAUGUCGAGCUGUUCCUGGGUGACGGAAUGGGUAUCACCACAAUUACAGCCGCCCGCAUCCUGAAGGGUCAACUGCAGAAUCGAACAGGGGAGGAGACCAUCAUGACCAUGGACACCUUUCCUUACGUUGGUCUUGCUAAGGUGUACACAGUGGAUUUCCAGAUCCCCGACAGUGCGGCUACAGCCACGGCGUACCUGUGCGGUGUAAAGAGCAACCUGAACGUGGUGGGUGUGAGCGCAGCCGCCCGCAACGGAGUGUGUCGCUCACAGAAAGGCAACGAGGUCACGUCCAUCCUAAAGUGGGCUAAAGAUGCAGGGAAGUCAGUAGGUAUAGUCACCACGACCCGGGUGCAGCACGCCACUCCAGCAGGAUCUUACGCCCACUCUGUCAGCAGGAAGUGGUACGGCGACGCCGACAUGCCCGCAGCCGCCAAACGUGAUGGCUGCAUCGACAUCGCAGCACAACUCAUCACCAACACCGACAUCGACGUCAUUAUCGGCGGUGGGCGUAAGUAUAUGACCCCUAAAGGCACAGCCGACCCCGAGUACCCCACAGACCCGAGCUCAGCCGGAACCAGAGGGGACAAACGGAACCUGAUAGACGAGUGGAUCCGGAUGAAGGAGGGAAAGGUGGCUCGUUAUGUGUGGAAUAAAACAGAGUUUGAUGCGGUGGAUCCUGAGAAGACCGAUUACCUGAUGGCUCUGUUCGAACCCGGUGACAUGAGGUACGAGGUGGAGCGAGACCCCCUCAUGGAUCCGUCCAUCAUCGAGACCACAGAGAAGGCCAUCCGCAUCCUACAGAGGAACCCCAGAGGAUUUUUUCUACUCGUGGAGGGCGGGCGUAUCGAUCAGGGUCACCACGCCAGUCGCGCCUCUAUGGCACUGCAUGAAGCUGUCGCCCUCGACAACGCCGUCGCACGGGCGCUGGAACUGACCAAUGAGGAAGAGACGCUGACCAUCGUUACCGCUGACCACUCCCACUCGCUGUCCUUCAACGGGUACCCGUUCAGGGGGAACAGCAUUCUGGGAAAGUCUCCGGUGUUUGGGCUCGACAUGCUUCCCUACACCACACUGAUGUACGGUAACGGUCCCGGCCACAAAAUCAUCAACAACAAACGACCCGACAUCCGCCUAGUCAACACCAAAGAUAAGGACUACGUGCAGCAGGCGGCGGCUCCUCUGGACUCGGAGACCCACGGCGGCGAGGACGUAGCCGUGUUAGCUCAGGGUCCGAUGGCUCAUCUGUUCCAGGGCGUUAACGAGCAGAGCUACCUGGCUCACGCCAUGGCCUACGCUUCCUGUGUGGGAGCCAAUCAGAAUCACUGCGCCUCUAGCCGGAGCUCCGCCCCCGACACGCCCUUCCGCUCGAUGCUUCCUGUACUGCUGAGUGCUGUGACCAUGGUGAUCCUGUACUGACCGAACUUUGAUUUAUUAAUUUAAUAUAUUUUAUUAAUGAAUUGAGUCACAAUGUGAAGCGCUUUCAUAACAGAGACAAUAAAAAAAGAGUUAUUUUGAUGUAAAUAAAAUAAAAUACCAUAAAAAUAAAGAAUAA